AUGUCACCUGUGGUGACUAUAACAGCUUUGAACGAUCCUGUCGCACUUGUACAUAUUCCAAUUCACCUAGCUGAUUCAUACACCACCAAACUGUAUUGGACCAUCAUAAAAGCUGGCGAUCUGUCUGCAGAGUUUUUCAACGUCACUUCAAAUCGUGUGGAGAUCGCCGUCUUCGGCUCUAUCGACCUAGUCAAUGAAGAAUGGUCCGACGCUGAUCAAGAUGUGAGAGUUAGUGGAAGUUGGAGAGUGUUCGAAAUAUCGUCAGGGGACGAGGGAGAGGGCGGUAAUUAUGACUCUCCUCAUCUACGUGAAGUCUCCGCGCCAUUGGCAAAAGCUGGCAUUUCGAUCCUCUAUCAAUCUUCUUAUUUCACCGAUUUUCUACUAGUCAGAUCAUCGGACUUCGUCCGUGCUUCAGAAAUAUUUGCCGGCCAAGGGUGGCACAUAGAUCCUCUUCCUUCUAUUCCCCGACGUCAUUCCCAACUUCUCUCACCGACCUCCCCGUCCCCCACUCGACCAUUCCCAUCACCUACAACACGUAUAUCCCCUCCACCUCCUUCUCAACCAGAAAUAACAGUACUCUCUUCUCCUCUAGCUUGCAUCGGUAUUUCCCAUUCAGCAGCAACUUCAGACGUAGCCGAACGUCUAAGACGAUUUAUAGUUUGGCCUGAACGUUCCGUUCAAUCCUCUCAGACUUCUCGAUCCCGUGAAACUUCUCCUUGCUCUGAUUCUCGUGAUCACUCCACAGAGAGAUACGGAAGGAGGAAAAGACCAAGAAAGGAAGAAAGCAGACCAUUCGUCAGUUACACAAGGACUGAAGAUGGGAGUAGUCUCAUGACUGAAACAAGAGCUUUGAAAGCUGUUUUCGAAGGACAGGAAGUUGAUAUACAAUCCGGUGGAGAAAUACUUUCAGACUGGGAGGAUGAAUCUGAUUUAGAUUUGUCUGAUGGAGAAUCAGAUUUGGAAGAUGAUGAAAUGCCAAGGACACCUGUUUCAGCUAGAUCAGGAUAUUUCUCACUUCAUCAUGGGGUACAAAAUCAGACAGAUGAGAAUACUCAGACAGAUGAAAAUGAUCAAACAGGCGAGAAUUCUCGGACGGGUGAGAAUGAUGGCGACGAGAUUGGAAACCCUGAAAGAGAUAAUGAGGAAAGGACAGGAAGAAGAAAGGAGAGCGUGAAAUAUGAAGGAGAAAGAAAUGGUGGAAAGAAAAGAUUCUCUUUACCUGCUACACCUGGUGAUUCACCAAUGACCAUUCAAUGGACUGGGAGAGUGACCAGAUCAAUUUCGAACAGAGCGAAGAGAGAAGGAGAAAGAGGAGGAAGGAAAAGAUGUUUACAAUUGGAUUUAAGAGGUGUAGGUAGUGGUGAUGAAGGAGAGGGAACAUAUCAUAUGGACAAAUCAGGUCUAGUCACCAGAUUCUCUUCUUUAUUAAACACAGCACAAAUCAAGAUGCUUUAUUCAUCAACUAUGCACACUGCAAACGUUUUGGUCGAAGCUAGGGACGUUAGACGUGCGAAAAGUUUGUUAGAAAGAGGUGGAAGACAAGUUUCACCUUGUUCUGUUCUUUAA
Molecule: messenger RNA, 1566 nt
Organism: Tremella mesenterica DSM 1558
Lineage: Eukaryota; Fungi; Basidiomycota; Tremellomycetes; Tremellales; Tremellaceae
Exons: 6
Coding region: 1-1566 (521 amino acids)
Biological process (GO): cellular response to L-arginine; regulation of intracellular signal transduction
Cellular component (GO): cytosol
Source: RefSeq, a predicted model, not a curated record